Messenger RNA from Pisolithus orientalis, 2544 nucleotides. Its product is annotated as glycosyltransferase family 2 protein. The transcript has 17 exons. The coding region runs from base 1 to 2544 and encodes 847 amino acids. Lineage: Eukaryota; Fungi; Basidiomycota; Agaricomycetes; Boletales; Pisolithaceae. Gene Ontology annotation, molecular function: chitin synthase activity. The record is from RefSeq and is a predicted model, not a curated record. Gene Ontology annotation, cellular component: cell periphery; cell septum.
AUGUCGAGAUACCCAGAGGCAGACGAAGCCCAGUGUGGUCAUUACAACGAUGGAUACAGCCCUUACCCAUACGACCAGCGGCAAUCGCAGUAUGACCCGUACGGGACGCAGUACGAACAGAACCAGCACACUUCGAGUCAGCCUUACCACCUCUCGGAUCCGUUCUCGACACCUCAGAUUCAACCAGCCUCGUUUUCAUCGACACCUGCUCACGAUCCCUACCAGGCUCAGCACGACGCGUACGCUCCCCACGAUACAUAUCCGGUGCAUACUCCGACCCCGCAUCCAAUCCAUACGCUGUCAACUGAAGCCGACGAAGAGGGUGACAUUCCACUUAUCCAGAGGGAAAUUCCGUACCAGCGCAUCAGGAUACCGGGUAGCUAUGAGCAAGUGGCGGGUCUCGACGACCAGCCUGAAACCAAUAUCCGCUAUGGGCGCAUCCCUCAGCGGGUGCCCCGGCGGUACAAGACGCUCAAGAAAGUUGAACUGUUCCACGGAAAUCUCGUACUAGAUUCAGCGGUGCCAUCGAAACUGCUGGACAUGUGCGCUUUGCGGAAUGAACGGGAGUUUACGCAUAUGCGAUACUCGGCGGCCGACAUGUCGAUGCAUGGGGUCAUGAAAAACAUUGCGCAUCUGUGUAAGCGGGACCGUAGUAAAACAUGGGGAAAAGAAGGAUGGAAGAAGGUGGUUGUAUGUAUCGUUAGUGAUGGUCGACAGAAGAUCAACUCUCGAACACUGAGCGUCAUCGCAACAAUGGGAGCUUACCAGGACGGAAUUGCAAAGAACAUUGUGAACGGCAAACCAGUCACAGCUCACAUUUAUGAGUACACGACGCAGAUCUCCGUAUCCCCUUCGAUGAAAAUCGAGGGUGCCGAAAAGGGCAUCGUGCCAGUUCAAGUUAUAUUUUGCCUCAAGGAGCAGAAUCAAAAGAAAAUUAACUCCCAUCGGUGGUUCUUUAAUGCUUUUGGACCGAUCCUACAGCCUAAUGUAUGCGUGCUCCUUGACGUCGGGACUAUGCCGGGUACCACAUCCAUAUAUCACCUGUGGAAGGCCUUUGACAUUAACUCGAAUGUCGGCGGGGCUUGUGGGGAGAUCGUUGCCUUAAAGGGCAAGUACGGGCAGUAUCUCAUCAAUCCACUUGUCGCGGCGCAGAACUUUGAGUACAAGAUGUCGAAUAUCCUGGAUAAACCUUUGGAGAGUGUUUUCGGAUACAUCACCGUACUACCCGGUGCAUUCAGUGCAUACCGCUAUAUCGCACUGCAGAACGAUACUACGGGGGAAGGGCCACUGCAGAAGUACUUUUUGGGUGAGAAAAUGCAUGGGGCCGGUGCAGACAUCUUCACUGCCAAUAUGUACCUUGCAGAGGAUCGGAUAUUGUGCUGGGAGUUGGUCUCGAAGCGAGGAGGUUCAUGGAUCUUGCACUAUGUCAAGUCAGCUUAUGCUGUCACUGACGUGCCCGACCAGGUUCCGGAGCUGAUAUCACAGCGGCGGCGCUGGCUCAACGGGUCCUUCUUCGCUGCCAUUCACAGUCUUGUCCAUUUUCACUAUUUAUAUCGCUCCUCGCACGGCUUCGCUCGCAAGUUCUGGAUACAUGUCGAGAUGUUUUAUCAGCUGUACAAUCUUAUCUUUGCGUGGUUCGCACUUGGCAAUUAUUAUAUUGCUUUUGUUAUCCUUUCAAAUGCCCUGGAGAGCUACGUGCCAAAGCUGCACAUUCUCAAUCUUAUUCUUAACUACUUUUACCUUGGACUGCUUAUCAUGUGUUUCCUGCUUUCCCUUGGAAAUCGUCCCCAGGGAUCCAAGUGGGGGUAUACGCUCGCCUUCAUCGGCUUCGGAUUCGUCACAAUCUACAUGACCUUCUCUGCCCUCUAUCUCGCGAUUAAAGGUAUAGAAGAGGUGACAGCUGCAGACGGCUCUAUCAAAGCAACCGACCUUUUCUCGAACUCGAUUUUCAGAAAUAUCGUGUUGUCACUUGCUGCAACCCUUGGACUCUACGUGGCUGCGUCGCUUAUCUUCUUUGAACCUUGGCACAUGAUAACGUCCUUCGUGCAGUACCUGUUGAUGGCUCCGUCCUACAUUGCAGUCUUGAACGUCUACGCUUUUGCCAACGUACACGACGUGUCCUGGGGUACCAAAGGCGACAACAAAGUCUCCACCGACCUGGGGGUUGUUUCCGUUGGGAAGAACAAGAACGAAGUUGAAGUGGCUGUCCCCACUGCUGAGACAGAUAUCAAUGCAGCAUACGAGGAUGCGAUAUGUGUUCUCUCCACUAAGCCGCCAAAGGAAGAACGCAAAGUCGACCCUGCUACGAAGCAAGAGGAUUACUACAAGACGUUUAGAACUAAUGUAUUACUGGUUUGGACACUGAGCAAUGCAUUGCUAGCAGCAGUCGUCGUAUCUGCAACGCCAAGCCCGGAGAGCGGUCAAGUGUCCAAUUCGGUAGAUGGCUAUAUGGCAUUUAUCCUAUUUUCAGUCGUCGGACUUGCGUUCGUGCGGUUCAUUGGAUCGACGACGUAUAUGUUGGUACGCCUGUUCGCUGGAGAGUGA